Molecule: messenger RNA, 1729 nt
Organism: Beta vulgaris subsp. vulgaris (sugar beet)
Lineage: Eukaryota; Viridiplantae; Streptophyta; Magnoliopsida; Caryophyllales; Amaranthaceae
Exons: 1
Coding region: 905-1339 (144 amino acids)
Source: RefSeq, a predicted model, not a curated record
UUCUACAUGAGAGGGGAGCCAAAUCGCCAAUGCCAACAAGUCAAAUAUCUAAACAACUAUCAAUAAUAUUCAUUGAGUAUGGCCCCCAUGAAUAUUCCAUCCUCAUCCCAUACAUUUCACACAAUUCAAAACUUACACAAAUCUUUUCAUUUGUCCAAAAAUUAAACGCUCCAAUUUUAUUUUCUACCAUUGUGAAAUGAGUACUUGUAUAGCAAAUCUCUUUAAGUAGAAGUUUAGAAUCAUUAAUUUGGUAAUUAAUCACCCUUUUGGUGUUUUCUUCUCCCACCUAUUUAACGCCCAAAACUUGCAAAACACAUUUGUUUCCUUUCUUUCAGUUUCAAUCUUCUUCCCCCUUUAUUGCCCUUUUAAGCUUAAAUACAGUGAACCUUUAUUUUUGUCCAAGAUCACAAAUUUCAGGCUCUUCUUCUCUUUUAUUGUAAGUAUAUGAGAUGGGUUUUUAAGGGUUUUUUUUUUUAUACAUUAAAGUUUGACUUUCUUUGAGUAAAUUGUUGGUUGAUUUAGUUUAUGAGAUUACUCAUUAUACUUGUUGAACUAAGAUUUCUGGGUCAAAAUUGGAACUACUUCUGGGUGUUUUAUUUAUUUGUUGUUGUGAUAAAUUUGGUUUCAGAUAGCUCUUGCUGUGUAUAAUAUGUGAAUUCAGAAAUUAGGGUUUAUAAGGUUUUGUAAUUAGUCUCUUUUGUGAUUAGUAAUUGGUAUGAGAUAAAUUCAUAUUGAUUUAUUUGUGUGUUUGUAUUGAGCACAUUGCUUUGAGUUUUGACAAUGAUGGAUAAAUCAAUCUAGUUAUUGGGUAGAUUUCAAGUGUUAGAUUUUGGAAGGUUGUGGUGGUGUUAGCUUAAUUUUGGUUGGAAGGUAGGAAAUUUGAAAAUUCAAGGGCCUUUAACAAAUGGGUUCUUCUGGAUUUCCUGUUAUUUGCCUUCUACACUCAGUAAUUGCUCUUAGUUGUGGAGCUAUGAUGAUGUUUUACACAAAAGAGAUCUCAGUAUUUGGUCAUGGUAAAGAAAUAACCAGCAAGCUUCAAGGAUCGACCCCACACGACGAGCUAUUGAUCCAAAUAUCAGAUUCAUUUUCUGGGUUGCUUAUGUUUGUGAUUGGGUUUAUUGUAUUCAUGGUAGCAUUUGUCAAGGACAACAAAUUUCAGGUCUUUUUUGCUAAAGGAUGUGUGCUCCUUCACCUUUUGAUGGCUGUUUGGAGGGUGUACUUCGAGAGGAAACUCGAGGAUCUUGCGCGUGAUUUACCUAGGCAAGUUCUUGGGGAUGUUGCAUUAGCACUUUCCUGGGUUUUCUUUCUUGUCUACUCGUGGCGAGAGAAGUAUGAUUGAGUUCAAUUGUGAUGGGUUUGUGCAAAGCAUUUGUGCUUUUACAAUGGAAAUUGUUGAAUACUACAACAAUGGUGUGCCUUUCAUGCUCUUUGGUGCUUUCUUCAGUGAUCCCAAGAAUCUGAUCUGAAGAUGAUCAUCUUGAACUGUCGAAUUCUUAGGCACAAGUAAAGGUCUACUUGUUGGGAAUGCAGAGCUCAAAGGCCACAUCCUGAAUAAACUUGUCUUUUUAAUAUUGUGAGUGAGACUAGAACCCUUUCCUGCAAUCCCGCAAAAAAAUUCUUCGUUGUUUAUCUUCAAUCUGCACAGCUUACAGUGUAAAUUUCUUUGAUAAUGAGACGUAUCAUUGUAAGUAUCUCUUGGUUGAUAUGCAAUUUUGUUUGAUUUUCUACA